Molecule: messenger RNA, 2350 nt
Organism: Lycium ferocissimum
Lineage: Eukaryota; Viridiplantae; Streptophyta; Magnoliopsida; Solanales; Solanaceae
Product: myosin-binding protein 7-like
Exons: 4
Coding region: 494-1939 (481 amino acids)
Source: RefSeq, a predicted model, not a curated record
UCUUUUCCUUGUUUAAUCUCACCCCAACAAAAGAAAAAGAAAAUCCAACAAAUCAAACCCUCGUGAUCUCAUCAUUUUGUGCACGAAGCAAUAAAAAAUCAAAGAAGAAACACAAAAGCUAGGGUUCCCAAAUUCCCCCCUUAUUUCUCCUGAUUUUCAGUUUCCCCCUUCUUCUUUUUUUUUUUUCCCCUGAAAAUAUCUUUUAAUUUUCCCGGAAAAUAUUUCACCUCCUUUUUAUCAGCUCCUAAUUACAGGAUUUCGUAUUUGAGGGAAAAGAGAAGAUAGCAAGGAGGGAUUUCAGGAUAUUUUGCACAUAAUUAGUUGCCCUUUAUGGGGUUUUGGUUCCUUAAAUUUUUUCAUUUUUCUUAAUAUUUUCCAUUUUCAAUUUAUGGGUUAUUCUUGAUUUACAGACCCCACUCGGCGGAUUACACUGGGUAUGUUGUUGUUGGUUUAUUAUUGAUUUAGAGGAGUUUUAUUGGAUGUGUGUUAGUCUAUGGAUUCUAAAAAUACGACCCCAUCGACCAGUAUGGUCAAAUGUUGUGAUUGUGAGUGUAAUUGUAGUUCCUUUUCGGGGAUUUGGAUACGUACUGUGAAGCGAAAAUUAGAUGAAUAUGAUGAGACUGAGAAGAAAUUCGUGAUCCCGGGUUUGAUUUUACCUCAGCAAACGGCUCGUAUAGACAUGGAAAACGAGUGUAUUGCGUUAAGGGAAAUGGUUUGUAGCCAACAGGAGACGAUUCAAGAAUUGAGUGCUGAGUUGGAGGAAGAGAGGAAUGCGGCUUCGUCGGCUGCGAAUGAAGCGAUGUCGAUGAUUUUGAGGUUGCAAAGGGAAAAAGCCGAGUCCCAAAUGGAAUUCAGGCAGUUUAAGAUGUUUACGGAGGAGAAAAUGGCUCAUGAUCAACAAGAGAUGAUGGCGUUGGAGGAUUUGUUGUAUAAGAGGGAGCAAGUGAUUCAGUCGUUGAGUUGCGAGGUGCAAAUGUAUAAGCAUAGAAUGUUGAGUUACGGGCUAUUGGAGUCUGAGGUUGAGGAUGAUGGUGAGAAAGAGAAGGGGGGUCGUUUUAGCCGGAACAAUAGUGUGGGUCAGAGUUUCGACGAUGGGCGUUUUGAAAUUCCUUUGUAUGAUUACCCUCCUUUGAAAUGCACUAUAAAUGAGAACCAAGUGUACAAUGAGGUUGUGGAUGUUGAGAAAUAUGCAUUUGGAGAGGAACAACGAUCAUGUGAACAAUUGCAAGAUCUGGAGAAGAGGAUUAAUCAAUUGGAAACAUCACCAAGGAGUCAGACUGAUGGGGAAGUGCUUAACAACAAUGUCCUUGAAAAAGCAAUAGUUGUAACAAAUAAAGAAAUGAGCUCAGAUUUCAUCUCAAGUUCUCCGAAGUUUGGUGGAAGUGUUAGAAAAGCAGAAAAUUCGCAAACAGAGGAGUAUCCGAACUUGAGGAAGAAGGACGAGUCAUCGGAAGUUGGUGAUGAAAUGAGUGACAGGGUUUAUACAAUUGACUCUAUUCAUCAGGGUAACUCAGAGACCAAGGCUUCCGUCCAUACCCCAAAAGAUUCGCUAAAUCAUACAGAUUUUGGAGAUCCUGAGGUCACGAAGCUUUACCUUAGGCUGCAGGCACUUGAGGCUGAUCGGGAAUCAAUGAGGCAGGCUAUCAUUUCUAUGCGGACUGAUAAAGCACAGCUGAUAUUGCUUAAAGAAAUUGCUCAACAGCUUUGCAAAGAAGUGUCUCCAGCAAGGACAACAUCUGUGAGGAAGACAUCUCUAUUCACGAGCUUUUCAUUCAUGUCAAUAUUCAAGUGGAUAAUAUCCUUUGUCUUGUGGAGAAGGAAAGCACGUCGACCCAAGUACUUGUUUGGUUUGACAGCCAACAGAGCAGGCUUGCUAAUGCUUUUAGACAAGGGACCUCGUGUUGGGCAAUGGAGAUGUCUUUCAAGUACGCAGGUGUGAAACCAAUCCUCAUUGGUCCACAUCUCUUGUGCUCAUCGGCAUGAAUACAGAAUGGAUUUUAGUCAGAUUAGUUGCUUUCGGAUUUUCAGUUCAUUUUUUCUCGCGCUAUAUGCCUUGCUGCUGCAAAUUUGGGUGCUGGAUUACUUUGUGUGGUGUUCUUUUAACUUGAUUGUUGGAAUUGAAUACAUCUUGAUGAAAGAGUCAGCAAAAUUGUAGUUGUUCCUUAGCCAUAUAGAACUUGGAUCUUAUGGCUUGUUGGAAUUUCACUUUAGGUUAGUUUACUUCUGUAUAUUGUAGAUUUGUGAAUAAUUUUUUUUGGGGGGUCUCAAUAAUAAUUGAGUGCUUUGUUUGGGCUUGAAAUGUAGUUGAUUGAUUGAAUGGAAUGAGUGCAAUUUUUGCAUUUGUCUUUAA